Molecule: messenger RNA, 3335 nt
Organism: Rana temporaria (common frog)
Lineage: Eukaryota; Metazoa; Chordata; Amphibia; Anura; Ranidae
Gene: VANGL2
Product: VANGL planar cell polarity protein 2
Exons: 9
Coding region: 798-2363 (521 amino acids)
Biological process (GO): Wnt signaling pathway, planar cell polarity pathway; establishment of planar polarity; multicellular organism development
Cellular component (GO): plasma membrane
Source: RefSeq, a predicted model, not a curated record
AGCUAUAGAGGUGUUCAAACUGCAUUGUAGGCUCCAGGAGACAGAGAGACACACAGACCAGGAACACCCGGCCAAGCCUCAGACCUGGGAAUUCAUGAAUGUUUUUUGAUUUGCCUUUUUUUGAAUGUUUUUGAUUUUUUGUUGUUUUUUUCCCCCAUCUGGCCUGUGGGAUCCUGUCCCCCCUCUCCGCCGCCCAGCCAGGACUGGAAACUGCCUCCCCCCCCCCCCCACCCUCCUCUGCAAAAUGUGGAUUUUUUAAUGCAAUGCUGGGAAACAAAAGCUUCCUGAUACAAAAGGGAGUCCCUUCCCUCCUCCUGCCUUCCUAAAAAAGAACACAGCCCCACAUCUCACCCCCCCCCACCAGGAAGGGAUCCAGGGAUCUGGGAUCUGCUCACUGGGACUUUGCUGAGAGCGGCUGGCGAGAUAACGUGUUAUAAAAGGAGUUGGCUCUGAGGGAUCUCGAUGUUCGGGGGGUCAAGACUCCAUGAUUUCAAGUUUCUGAAUCGAUCUUCCUCUUUUAGGAUGUACAAAGGACCGUAGGCUUUCUCCGAUCAAUCAAAGUGCAUCAGUAUUUUGCUCCUAACUAGGUGUCUUUGAUUUUUUUUUUCUUAUGAGACGGACCACACCAGCCAAUCAAAAUAGAGUCCCUCAAGUUGAAAGUGGACUUUCUGGUGGCGCCUUUUGGCCUAAAGAAGCCUGUGCUGAAAGAGGCGGCAGCCGUGUUGGCGGCGGUUCCAGGGUCAGGGAAACCAAAAACUGUAAACGUGGAUCGCCACAAAGGUCGCUACUCUGAAAACAUGGACAACGAGUCCCAAUAUUCUGGGUACUCCUACAAGUCGGGGCAGUCUCGAAGUUCCCGCAAACACAGAGAACGGAGGGAUCGUCAUCGAUCCAAAAGCCGAGAUGGCAGCAGUCGCGGUGAUAAAUCGGUCACCAUCCAAGCUCCAGGAGAGCCUUUGUUAGACAACGAGUCAACGAGAGGAGAAGACCGGGAUGACAACUGGGGAGAAACCACCACCGUGGUCACCGGGACCUCGGAACACAGCAUAUCCCACGAUGACAUUACCCGUAUCACUAAGGACAUGGAGGACAGCGCCAACCUGGACUGCUCCCGCCACUUGGGUGUCAUUGUUGGUGGAGUCUUGGCCUUUGUCUCUUUCCUCACCCCCAUUGCCUUCAUGCUGUUGCCCAAAAUCUUACCGUGGGAUCUGGAAGCUUGCGGCACGCCCUGUGAGGGCCUCUUCAUCUCCGUGGCCUUCAAACUUCUCAUCCUCCUGGUGGGCAGCUGGGCGCUCUUCUUCCGACGCCCCAAAGCCUUCUUCCCACGGGUGUUCGUCUUCCGGGCGCUCAUCAUGGUGCUUAUUUUUCUGCUGGUGGUGUCCUACUGGCUCUUCUAUGCUGUCCGGAUCCUCACCACCGCCGAGAGGAAUUACCAGGGGAUAGUACAAUACGCCGUGUCGCUGGUGGACGCUUUGCUGUUUGUUCACUACUUGGCGGUGGUCUUGCUGGAGUUACGGCAACUGCAACCUCAGUUCACCAUCAAGGUUGUCAGGUCCACAGACGGGGCAAGCAGGCAUUACAAUAUUGGCCACUUAAGUAUCCAGCGAGUCGCUGUAUGGAUUUUGGAAAAUUAUUAUCACGACUUCCCCGUCUACAACCCUGCCCUCCUGAACCUGCCAAAAUCCAUCCUGAGCAAGAAAAUGUCUGGAUUCAAGGUCUACUCGCUUGGAGAGGAAAACUCAACUAACAACUCCACAGGGCAGUCUCGGGCAGUAAUAGCCGCAGCCGCCAGGAGGAGGGACAACAGUCACAACGAGUAUUACUAUGAAGAGGCGGAGCAUGAGCGGAGAGUGCGUAAGCGGAAAGCAAGGUUGGUGGUGGCUGUAGAAGAAGCCUUCACCCACAUCAAACGUCUCCAGGAAGAAGACCAGAAAAACCCACGUGAGAUCAUGGAUCCCCGAGAGGCUGCCCAGGCUAUCUUCGCUUCCAUGGCUAGAGCCAUGCAGAAAUACCUGCGCACGACGAAACAGCAACCGUACCACACGAUGGAGAGCAUUCUUCAACACCUGGAGUUCUGUAUCACUCAUGAUAUGACGCCAAAGGCCUUUCUAGAGCGGUAUUUAGGCCCCGGUCCCACCAUCCAAUAUCACAAAGACCGCUGGCUAGCCAAGCAGUGGACUUUGGUGAGCGAGGAGCCGGUAACCAAUGGAUUGAAAGAUGGCGUUGUGUUCGUCUUGAAGAGGCAAGACUUCAGCUUGGUAGUCAGCACCAAAAAGAUUCCUUUCUUUAAGCUCUCUGAGGAAUUUGUGGACCCCAAAUCUCAUAAAUUCGUGAUGAGGCUUCAGUCAGAGACUUCAGUUUGAAACCCCCCCCCCCCUUGGACCUUCAAACUCACAGAAGGGAUACAAAGUUAAGGUGUACAUGGUUGUUCAUCUUUUCUUCCUCGGUGGCUUUUUUAUUUUAUUGGGGUCUGUGCUGUUUUGACCUUAUGGCAAAAUCAACCUGACUUUUUUUUUUGGCGUGCACCAAACCUCAACCAUUGUUUCUACUCGAACGUCCAUUGUUCAUAAACUUGUUUUUUUGAACUGAAGACCCAUCAAAACUUCCAUUUUUUUUGCUACAAAUCCAUUCUUCCAGUGAUCAGGGCGCUUAUUGACUCUGUUUUUUUUCCAGAGCUUUCGGUUCCUUUUUGUUCCCACCAUCUCGGCAAUAAUUAAAGAUCAACGACUCUUCAUCCGCUGAGACUUAGAACAAUGGACCACGUUUACUCUGAGUGCUUCAGGAGGACCUUUUUAGGAGGACCUUUUCAGGAGGACCCUUCUUCAACCAUUUCCACCAGCCGAGGCCAUAAACAGAUUCACGUUUUGGUGCCAAAUUUUAAGGGCUAUCAGCUGAGGCUUUUUCUACUGUCCAUCCCUGGUGCUUUCCCGUCUUUAACUGUGGAGAACAUUUUUUUUGAAGCUUCAGCUCACAAGCUUUUCCGACACCAGACAAAAAAAAGUGGCUUAGUUCGUAAAAAAGGGUCCCACCAACCAUCAGAAUUGCCAACCUGGCUUGGGUGGGCGAGGAAUUCUCAUAGAGCUGAAAGGUUUUGUAUGUUCAGACAGUUCUCGGAAAACCACUAAACUGUGGCGCUGUCUUUUUUUUUUUUUUUUUUUUUUGUUGUUUUUCAAAAGUUUGUACAAAAUUGUAACUUUAAUUCUGUAAAUGUCCAUCCCUGAUUUUAACAUUUUUUUUUUUUUAAUUGAAGAAAUAUAUUGCCAUUUUUUUUAAAAAGGGGGGAGGGGUCUGAAUACACUAGUAGAAUGAACCUGUCAAGUUUUUCAAUUGAGGGG